UUGAAUGUAGGUUAUGAAUCAGUGAAAUUCAAUGUGGAGGUGCAUCAUGGAGGGUUUUUUGUGUGGAAGGGAGUGAAUCUGACAUAUUUGGAUGAGAAGAUAUGUUGGUUUGACAAUUUGGACACAAGAACUUUUUGCAGUGACUGCAUCUACUACAUGCUAGCACAAUUGAAUGAUCCUGAUCAUGAGAAAAUUAUGUAUUGGUGCCCACCUGGAAAAAUACUUGCAGAUAUGGUGGAAAUCAUCCUGGAAGUUCACUGUCAGAAGAUGGCCAAAGCCUCUGUUCACUCAAAGGUACUGGUUUUGUUUGUCAGGCAUAUCAGAAAACCUGAGAUGCAGGAGGAAGAUGACAUUGUGUUCAAAGGUUGCCCUGUUCUACCCAAAGUUAUAUUUAGUCCACUUAGAAAUGACAAGAAGAUGAAAACAGAGAAACUGUCAGAGGAGGCAGAAAAUUCAGAGCAACAAGAAGAUGCAGAUAUAUCAGAAAAUUCAGAAGUUUCAGAAGAAGAGUAUGAAUGUGAUUCAGACAUAGAUCCUACUUGGUAUGACAGUGAUUAUGGAAUGGAGGAGGAUGAUGAGGAGUAUGACAAGAAUGUAGAUGCUGUUGUGUAUGAUGCUUUGAUUGAGAAAGGCAAAAGUAUUGGUGCUGAUACAGGCAUGUUCCUGGGACAGAUGAUGUGUAUGAAGAUGAUUUGUAGCUGCCAGAAGAGGAUGAUUGGGAUAGAAAACAUAAAAGUGACUCUGAUGAUGAGGAGUAUAAGAAGAAAAAAGAAGGAGAACCCCAUUUAUAAGUUUAAACUAUUUAACCCAGCUGUUGACAUGGAAAACCCUCAAUUCAAGCUGGGCAUGGUUUUUGAUUCUGUGGAGCUCCUUAGGAAAGUAGUAGCACAGUAUGUAGUGAAGAACAGGGUGCAAAUUAGGAAGAAAAGAAAUAAUAAACAAAGAUUUGAGGCAGUGUGUGAAGAGGGUUGCCCUUGGAAACUAGUGGCUGUUAAUGACAAUAGGACACAAUCUUUUCUUGUGAAGACUUUAAUUGCAGAGCACACUUGUGAGAAGGUCUGGGAUGUCAAAGAACUAACAGCCCCCUUUCUUGCUAGCAAAUAUGUGGAGAAGUUCAGAGAUAAUGAGAAGAUUUCUCUAGCUACAUUUUCAAGGAAAGUUAGGAAGAAAUUUAACAUGGAAGUUAGCAGACACAAGCUAGGUAGAGAUAGGAAAGCAGCAUUGGAAGUGGUGCAUGGGGAUGAGGUGAAGUAGUACUCAUUGCUUUGGAGAUAUGCAGAGGAAGUGAGACAUAGCAAUCCAGGUUCAUCUUUCUAUCUAAACCUGGAGAAUGGGUUGUUUAGUACUUGUUAUUUCAGUUUGGCUGAAGGGAUGUAGGCCAAUCAUAUGUAUUGAUGGCACAUUCAUAAAGACAAAGUAUGGUGGCCAAUUACUCACAGCAGUAGGUAUAGAUGGAAAUGAUUCAAUAUAUCCAAUUGCAAUGGCAGUGGUGGAGACAGAAUGCUAUGGAUCUUGGGCAUGGUUCCUUGCUACACUGAAGCAGGAUCUUAACAUAAUGAACACUAGCACAUUCAGUAUUAUGAGUGAUAAACAGAAGGGGCUCAUAAAAGCUGUGAAUGAACAGUUCCCUGACUCAGAGCAUAGGUUUUGUGUGAGACACUUGUACCAAAACUUGCACUCAGCACACAAAGGUGAGACAAUCAGACAACAACUAUGGACUUGUGUCAAAUCAACCACUCCAACCUUUUUUGAAAUUAAUAUGGAGAAGAUGAGGGAAGAUAAUCCAGAAGCUUAUGCUUGGUUGGAAGAUAAGCCUCCAAAUCAAUGGUCAAGGGCCUUUUUUAUGUUUUUCCCAAGUGUGACAUUUUGUUGAAUAACACUUGUGAAGUUUUCAAUAGGUACAUUUUAGAAGCUAGAGAGCUACCUGUGUUGAUCAUGCUUGAGAGGAUUAAAUCACAGAUAAUGCAUAGGCAUAUGUCAAAGAAAAAGGAGGCCACUGAGAAGUGGACAGGCAACAUAACUCCAAAAAUUAGAGACAAAUUAAAAAAAUGUAGAGUUGUCAGCCAAUUGUCACCCUGAAGCGUCAAGGAUGGGUGUCUUUGGUGUCUUAUCAAAUGGCAAGACAUACAUAGUGGAGUUGAAUAUGUAUGCAUGCACCUGCAAAAGGUGGCAACUCACUGGAAUUCCUUGCAGCCAUGCUUGUGCCUGUUGUAGACAUGAAAGCAUUAAACCUGAAACCAUUCUGUCUUCUUGCUACUCUGUGCAAACAUACUUGUCAGCUUAUGAAGUCCAAGUAUAUCCUACAAGGGACAAAGAUGAGUGGCCACAUGUAGAUGCACUACCUAUAUUUGCCACCACUAUAUGAGAAAAGAGCUGGAAGGAGAAGAAAGAACAGAAGGCAGCAACCAGAGGAGACAUAAGAUGGCACUAAACUCAGUAGACAUGGGGCUAUUAUGCACUGUGGCUAUUGCAAAGGAGCUGGUCAUAACAGAAGUGGUUGCUCAAAGUUGAAAGCUGUUGUACUAAGAGAAGAGGAAGAUCAACAUGAGCAGACUGGGGACUUUGGAAGUGAUGCACAUGAGCAUGGCAGAACAGAUAAUGUUGAAAGUGAUCAACCUGAUCAUGGCAGAACAGAAAAUGUUGCAACUCAGCAGCUAGAAUCACAUAGUAGGAGGGGAAGGAAGAGAAAGCCCACUGACAACAUGAGGGAACAAAUAGAGCAAAUGAGGGAGCAAGCUAAGAAAAAAAAGUCAAAGAUGGUUAUUGAUGAAAAUGGAGAUGUUGACUUCCCUAUAAUUCUAACUCACAUUCAGAACAAAACUUUGAGGCCAGAUCUUGACCCAACACAGGUUAAAGACAGCAUGAUACAUAUUUUAUCACAUGAGGGAACAGCACAAGGAAUUCCUGUUACUAGGAUACACCAAAUUCCUGAGGAAAGUGCAUUUGUAGUUGAGCACAGGGCCAACAUAGCAGCUAGAGGAAGAGGAGUUAGAGGAGCUGCUGCUUCUGCACAAACACCAGGCAGAGGAAGAGGAGCUGGAAGAGGUGCUGGUUCUGAACAAGCACAAGGCAGAGGAAGAGGAGCUGGAAGAGCUAGUGCUUCUGCACAAGCACCAGUCAGAGGAAGAGGAGCUGGAAGAGGUACUGCUUCUGCACAAACACAAGUCAGAGUGAGAGGAACAAGAGGAAGAAGAGGAACAAGAAACAAGAAAACAAAAACAAAGGGACUGAAGUGGCUGCUACUUGGAGAAGGGUCUAGCAGAACCAGACAUGUUCCAGCAGAUGAAGAAUGAGUUGGAGAAGUGCUUGCUACAAUGCAUUUGUUUUGGUAUU
Messenger RNA from Triticum aestivum (bread wheat), 3333 nucleotides. RefSeq lists its product as uncharacterized. The record is from RefSeq and is a predicted model, not a curated record. Bases 2454 to 3293 code for a protein of 279 amino acids. Lineage: Eukaryota; Viridiplantae; Streptophyta; Magnoliopsida; Poales; Poaceae. The transcript has 5 exons.